AUGGUCUUCCCCUCGACCAGGUCCCUCCCCAGGGAUGAAGAGCUGGACAGCUGCCUUUUCAGAACCAGACACCAGUACCACGAAGGGGAAGGGGAAUCGGUCAAUCAGGAAGCCAAAGGCCGCAUUCCUCACGCCGCGGCCAGAGCGCAGCCCCGGACCCCGCCCCGCCCCGCCCCGCCCCUCCAGCGCCCGGAGCCCGAGCCUGAGCCCGUGCGGGCGCCCCCUGGCGGCUGCCCCAUUCCUCACGCCGCGGCCAGAGCGCAGCCCCGGACCCCGCCCCGCCCCGCCCCGCCCCUCCCGCGCCCGGAGCCCGAGCCUGAGCUCGUGCGGGCGCCCCCUGGCGGCUGCCCCAUUCUUCACGCCGCGGCCAGAGCGCAGCCCCGGACCGGACCCCGCCCCGCCCCGCCCCUCCCGCGCCCGGAGCCCGAGCCUGAGCCCGUGCGGGCGCCCCCUGGCGGCUGCCCCACUCCGUGCCCAGCGCGCCUUUUGGGUCUGGGAGUCCCCUCCCGCUCUUCACCGGGAAGCGUCCGGCCUCCCCGCACCAUUGCUGCAGCCCCACUCCUCCGGCGUUUUCAGUUUUGUUAUUUGCUCCCAAUGAAAACAGGUAAAAAGCUUUCACGGUCCCUCAGAGCCUUGGUGACCAAACACCCCGCCCCCGGGCGGCUUCCUCUCCCGGCCUCCCCGUCCCCCCGGGCGCGGCCUUGGCCCUCUGUAACGCCCGCACCCUUCCGCGCUCCCGCCGCGGCUCCCGGCGCCCGGGGUCGGCUCCCGCGCAGGCGCCUCAGGCCUCGGCCCCGCUGCCGCCUCGGCCCUGCCCGCCCGCACGGCGGCCCUGCGGAGGGCUCAGCGGAGGAAACGCAGCGCGCCCGUGUCCCUGCAGCUCUGGGUUGGAAACUGAGAGAAAAUGGGCCAAAGGAGGUCUGCAGGAGUGUCCGCCCGGCCCGCCGGAUAACGCGCCGCUCCCCCGUAGUGCGGACCAGGCUCCUAGGGGGAGUCGAGGCCCCAAGAAAGUCUACAACCGCUGGGCUGGGGGUCUCCGCGGCGGGGUGGAAACCACUCGGAUCGCACGCACCAGCACGUGCGCAGCUGCGCCCACGUGGAACCACCGCGGGACCAGACACUGAAAGGCAACUGGAGCAUAUUUCUGGACACAACCCUGGAGAGAGAGUGAGAGGGUGCGGACAGGAGCUCUCCUGUUCCUGUGCCAGCACACACAGAGGAGCAUUGAACAUGUCCCGCGCAGGUGUGGUUGUCUCUUCACCUUGCUGAUUGUUUCCUUGGCUGUGCAGAAGCUUCUCGGCUUGAUGGGAUCCUAUUUGUUCAUCUUUUUGCUUUGGUUGCCUGUGCUUUGGGGGUAU
Molecule: messenger RNA, 1358 nt
Organism: Saimiri boliviensis boliviensis (Bolivian squirrel monkey)
Lineage: Eukaryota; Metazoa; Chordata; Mammalia; Primates; Cebidae
Source: RefSeq, a predicted model, not a curated record